Molecule: messenger RNA, 942 nt
Organism: Coprinopsis cinerea okayama7#130
Lineage: Eukaryota; Fungi; Basidiomycota; Agaricomycetes; Agaricales; Psathyrellaceae
Exons: 4
Coding region: 1-942 (313 amino acids)
Biological process (GO): Golgi organization; protein secretion
Cellular component (GO): Golgi apparatus
Source: RefSeq, a predicted model, not a curated record
AUGUGUAUUGGCGUCUGGACUUUGGAUCAUCCGGAUUAUGCUUUAAUCCUCUGCGAAAACCGAGAUGAAUUCAUCGAUCGACCGACGGAGGAUGCUCAUUGGCACUCGUUUGGAGACGUCCAAAAGCAGGAUGAACCAGGCAACGUAUUGUCAGGUCGGGAUAUCAAGGCAGGAGGUUCAUGGUUUGGCCUAAAUAAAGAAGGCAGGGUCGCACUCCUGACAAACAUAACCGAGCCUCUUGGGAGAUACAGUUCAUCCAGAGGCGCACUCGUCUCCUCCUUCCUACUCUCCAAAUCAAACCACCCCUUGGAGGACGAACUAGGAAAGAUAGUCUCUCCGAACGCCGCAUUCGCAGGAUUCAACCUACUACUUCUCUCGCCUACUUUACGCUCCGAUGAUACCAUCUCGUAUGACGCCCUAUUUGUCACCAACCACGGUGGAGGCGGAGUUCUAACGUCUCGUCGACUUACACCUGAAGAACAACGUUGUGGAUGCAUGUCCAACGGGAUUGAUGGAAAAGACGCCAGCCAGUGGCCCAAAGUGAUACACGCCACCCGGGAGUUCAGUGCUGUCCUUCAGAGCCUAUCCCAAGAAGCCACAGAAACCGAAAUUGCGGACCAUCUCUUUAAUGUCCUCGCAAGCUGGCGAUGCAGUGAACCUAUUACACUCCGUACUGGGCUUCGAAACACAGUCCAGGUCGAGCCGAUUCCGAUCGUUCUCGAAGGAUCUCAGUCGGCGGUUCCAACAGCCUAUGGAACGCGUUUAUCCACGGUUCUCUUGAUUCGGCGAAACGGGGACGCCCAUUUUAUUGAGCGCGAUAUCUGGAAGCGCGAUAAUGACGGAAACAUCGCCAGAACAGACCCACCUACCCAGCGCGAAUUCAAGUUCAAACUGGAUCUCGAAGCUAUCAGAAGAGCGCAAUCAUCAUCGCUCCGCGGAUAA